UGCGCGAUUACGUCAUUUCCCGGAAGUGAAACUAUCGCAACACGGAAGUGUCGGAAAGAAAACAAAUAAUCGCUUCUAACUGUGUCGAGUUGAAGUCGGAGAAAAACGCCCUGAACACCGUCUACCUUCUGGAUCACCGUCUUCUCACGUCGAGCCCGGCAGACGAUGGAUUUCCUGUUUGGGAGAAGGAAGUCUCCGGAGGAGCUGCUGAAGCAGAAUCAGAGGGCGCUCAACCGAGCCAUGAGAGAACUGGACCGAGAGCGAAUGAAACUGGAGCAACAGGAGAAGAAGAUCAUCGCUGACAUAAAGAAAAUGGCCAAGCAGGGACAAAUGGACGCUGUCAAAAUCAUGGCCAAGGAUUUGGUUCGCACGCGGCGCUACGUGAAGAAGUUCAUCAUGAUGAAAGCCAACAUUCAGGCCGUCAGUCUAAAGAUACAGACGCUCAAGUCCAACAACAGCAUGGCACAGGCGAUGAAAGGCGUCACCAAAGCCAUGGCAACCAUGAACAGACAGCUGAAACUGCCUCAGAUUCAGAAGAUCAUGAUGGAGUUUGAGCGACAGAGUGAAAUCAUGGACAUGAAAGAGGAGAUGAUGAACGACGCUAUCGACGAUGCCAUGGGGGAUGAGGAUGAUGAGGAUGAGAGCGACGCCAUCGUGUCCCAAGUGCUGGACGAGCUGGGUCUCAGUCUGUCCGACGAACUGUCAAAUCUGCCCACCGCCGGAGGAAGCUUGGCGGUGAGCGGAGGAAAGAAGGCCGAGCCCCAAGCCGCCCUGGCUGACGCAGACGCCGACCUGGAGGAGCGACUGAACAACCUCCGGAGAGACUGAACGCGGCCGGAAGGCGCGCUGUUGUUUGCGAGGUUGUUAAUACAGAUACAAACAUACUCGAAUCUCUCGUGUUUAGAUUCUUUUUGAAGGUAUAACUGGCAGAAACGCCGGCUGUUUCAGAAAAAAAACGGUCUGUGUUAUAAAAGGUGUAUGGCUUUCUGUUUUGAGGUGUUUUUUUUUUUUUUCAUUUUUAAGCGUGAAUUGUGUAUUUUAUCAACAACAACAAAGAAAGAAACCCUAUAAGGAUCAUUCAUAGGUCUAGCAAAUUCUUGUCUCAUGUAAGACAUUGCCAAAACACACAAAAAUAUCUAAAAGUGACAAUUUAUUUCACUGUCUGUGUAGAUACUAACUCCUUGAAGGCAUGACGUUUUCACAAUUUAAAUUAACACUAAAGACGUUUUAAAAGAACCCAAAUGAAAGUUGGUAACGUGACAGAAGUGGCUAUUUUAUAUGGGUGUCUGCACUUUUUGUACAUCAGGCUGGUUUUGGCGUUCUUUGUAUCCACAUCAUCGUAUAAAAUACAGUUUUAGCUCCGAUUUGGGCUUUUCAAUGACUUUUGAUUGUGUUUAUUUGUGGGAGUUGAUGGUCGUCAGGCUCCAGCUGAAGACGGUGUACAAAAAGUCUCAUUUAUCUCGACAUCUUUUCUGUCUAAAUUCACUAACAGGACGGUUUAUUUUACAAAAACACACACAUAUAUAUAUAUAUAUAUAUAUAUAUAGGGAUAAAGGAUAAAGGACAAAGAAAGAAAGAAAGAAAGAAAGAAAGGAAGGUAUGUUCAGGUGAAUCUUCACCGGUGGAAAAGCACUCCUGUGUACUUCCGUUUGUCUGUGGUGUUUUUUUUUAAGACGAGCAGGAUUUUCACCAAAAAUAAUUAAUUAAUACGAAGUCGGUGGUGUUUUGAGAAACUGUCCUGUUGUUUUCCUUUUUUUUCUUUGUUCAAUAAACAUUUUUUUCCAGAUUUAACAUAA
Dicentrarchus labrax (European seabass) is the source of this 1796-nucleotide messenger RNA. It is a transcript of the gene chmp2a, whose product is annotated as charged multivesicular body protein 2A. Lineage: Eukaryota; Metazoa; Chordata; Actinopteri; Moronidae. Gene Ontology annotation, biological process: protein transport; late endosome to vacuole transport; endosome transport via multivesicular body sorting pathway. The record is from RefSeq and is a predicted model, not a curated record. Gene Ontology annotation, cellular component: ESCRT III complex; multivesicular body.